AUGGCAGACAUUGUUAUCUCCGUUGUAGCAAAAGUUGCAGAGUACCUGGUUGCUCCAAUUGGACGUCAACUGGGCUAUCUGUAUAACUACCGUUGCAACCUUGAUAAGCUUGAGGAACAAGUUGAGAAGCUGGGCGUUGCAAGGGGGAGGCUGCAGCGAGAUGUGGAUGAGGCUGAUAGGCAAGGGGAUGAGAUCGAACCUGAUGUCCAGAAGUGGCUGACACGUACAGAAGGGAUCAUCCAAAAGGCAAAGGAAUUGAUUGAAGAUGAGAGGGCUGCAAACACGAGCUGUUUCAAUUUAAAGUUGCGGUACCAGCGAAGCAGGCAAUCCAAGAAGCAGUCUGGGGAUAUCGGUAAAAUCCAAGAAGAAAAUAAAUUUGACAGGGUAUCAUAUUGCCUUCCUCCACAAAGGAUAUGGUCUCCACGCCUCAGAGAUUGUGAAGCUUUGGAAUCGAGAGCAUCUAUUUUAAACGAAAUUAUGGAGGCCUUGAGAAAUGAUGAUAUCAGGAUGAUUGGUGUGUGGGGGAUGGGCGGUGUAGGCAAAACCACUCUUCCCAAUCAAGUAGCGAAAAAGGCCGAGGAAGAUAAGUUGGUUGAAAAUGUGGUUAUGGCAUUAAAUAUAUCCCGAGUUCCGAACGUGACAAAAAUUCAAGGAGAAAUUGCAAGCAUGUUAGGUUUGAAAUUUGAGGAGGAAGAGGGAUCGGGAAGAGCAGCCCGCUUAAGCAAAAAGGAAGCCUGGAGUUUAUUUAAAAAGACAGCAGGUGAUUCAGUGGAGCAGCUUAAGUCCAUAGCAAUUAAAGUACUUAUAGAAUGUGAUGGUCUACCAGUUGCCAUUGUAACAGUUGCAAAGGCAUUAAAAGGCCAGAGUGAGGUUGUGUGGAACAAUGCUUUGCAAGAACUGGAGAAUUCCACAGCAAUAAACAUCGAGGACGUGCAUGAAAAAGUAUACUCAUGUCUGGAGUUGAGCUACAACCACUUGAAAGGUGAUGAAGUGAAGCGUUUGUUCUUACUUUGUGGUAUGCUGGGCUAUGGUGAUAUUUCAAUGGAUCAAUUGUUAAAAUAUGGCAUGGGUUUGGAUUUGUUUGAACACGUGAGUUCAUUGGAGCAAAUAAGAAAUAUACUAGUGACAUUGAUCAAAAUCCUCAAAGGCUCAAGCUUGCUGCUUGAUGCUGAAGAUAGUUAUUACUAUAAGUGGCCUGAUGAAAACAUGGUUGUCAGAAUGCAUGAUGUUGUUGGUGAUGUUGCCAGAGCAAUUGCAGCAAAAGAUCCUCAUCGAUUUGUUGUGAUCAAAGAAGCUCUUGGAUUAGAAGAAUGGCAAAGGAAUGAGGAGUUCAGAAAUUGCAGUCGUAUAUCUUUGCAAUGCAGAGAUCUCCGUGAGCUUCCGGAAAGAUUGUCUUUCAUGCCAGGAUGUGUUUAUUAUAAUAGAUCCGCAAGAACGUUGAAGCUCUGGAGGGUUAACAAACCUUGUUUGGUGGACUGCUUUUCCAAGCUGUUCAAGACAGUUGAAGAUUUAGAAUUGAAUGAGUUGGAGGACACCAAACAAUUUUUUUACGAGCUCGAUACCCAAGGUUUUCUUCAACUCAAGUAUCUCUCUAUAAUUGAUUGUCCUGGGAGACAAUACAUUGUUGACUCGACCAAAGGGGUCCCAUCACACAGUGCCCUUCCUAUCUUGGAGGAAUUGGUUAUUGAUGGCCUCGAGAACAUGGAUGCAGUAUGCUAUGGCCUAAUUCCAGAGGGAUCUUUUGGGAAGUUACGUUCUUUAACAGUGGAUGAUUGUAAGAGGUUGAAAUCUUUCAUAUCCCUUCCCAUGGAGCGAGGAAGGGAUGGAUGGGUGUUACCUGAAAUGGGAUCCUUGGAUUCGACACGGGACUUCUCCUCCACAGGAAGCAGUGCUACCCAGGAGUUAUCUAGGAGUGAUGUUCCCACACCAUUCUUCAAUGAACAGGUAUGUUAA
Vitis riparia (riverbank grape) is the source of this 1953-nucleotide messenger RNA. Its product is annotated as probable disease resistance protein At1g62630. Gene Ontology annotation, molecular function: ADP binding. The coding region runs from base 1 to 1953 and encodes 650 amino acids. The transcript is spliced from 3 exons. NCBI's taxonomy places the organism in Eukaryota, Viridiplantae, Streptophyta, Magnoliopsida, Vitales, Vitaceae. The record is from RefSeq and is a predicted model, not a curated record.